AGGCACUGUUUUUUGGAGUAGGGAUCCCUAAGGACUUCAGGUCUCCGCUGACCGCCACCAGUUCGCUGGUAGGAGGUCGAUGUUUUCCACGUAAACGCGGUGCUUCCCGAAAGGGAGAUCUGUGGGACUCUGCCUCGUCCCGACCAGCUCGGAACGACAAGUCCGCGCUCCGCGUUUCCACAAUUUACCUCUUCGGCGAUCACUUCCGCCCAGGGGUCUGGAACACCGGAGGCCCUUUGGCGGCGAACUUCGAGAAAGGUACUUCCGGUGUCUGUUGCCAAGGCGCCAGCCCCGUGGGCCCGAAGGGGCGACAUUAUUGGUUUCGCCCUGAUCCCCCUUCCCGGGGGUCGAGAUGUCGGGGCUCAGCUGCACAGAAAUGAAGGGCUGUCAAAACCUGCUAAGCCUACUGGACGACGAGGAGAUCAAGGCCCUGUGCGACACCGUCACCAACCGCCUAGUGCAGCCAGAGAACCGCCAAGAUGCCAUUCAUGCAAUAUUAGUGUAUAGUCAAAGUGCAGAAGAACUUUUGAGGCGUAAAAAAGUCCACCGAGAAGUCAUAUUUAAGUACUUGGCAACACAGGGGCUUAUUAUACCUCCAGCUACUGAAAAGCAUAAUCUUAUUCAACAUGCAAAGGACUACUGGAAAAAGCAAUUACCACUGAAAUUGAAGGAAACACCAGAGCCAGUUCAGACACAGGACAUUAGAUCUUUUCAACAGGAGGAAAAAGAAGAUAAGAAAGCUGAAAAAGUUGAUUUUCAUCGAUUAGGAGAAGAAUUCUGUCACUGGUUCUUUGAACUUCUUAAUUCUCAGAAUCCUUUUCUGGGACCACCUCAAGAUGAAUGGGGGCCACAGCACUUCUGGCAUGAUGUCAAGCUUAAGUUUUAUUACAACACAUCUGAGCAGAAUAUGAUUGACUACCACGGAGCAGAAAUUGUGAGCCUCCGUCUGUUGUCACUAGUGAAAGAAGAAUACCUUUUUCUCAGUCCCAACCUAGAUUCCCAUGGACUAAAAUGUGCUUCUUCCCCACAUGGUCUGGUUAUGGUUGGAGUUGCUGGUACUGUUCACCGAGGAAACACUUGUUUGGGCAUUUUUGAACAAAUUUUUGGACUCAUCCGCUGCCCUUUUGUGGCAAAUACUUGGAAAAUCAAAUUUAUCAAUCUGAGGAUUAUUGGAGAGAAGUCCCUUGCUCCUGGAACAUUAACAAAACAAGCUAUUCCAUUUGAACCAUGUGAAAUUGAGUCCUUUUAUAAUGUAGUCACUUUAUGUGGUACCAGUGAAGUACGACUUAAUGUAAGGCAGGCAUUGGAUGGUGGAAAUGGAGACCAGUCUUUGUGUAGUGGAAAAGAGGCCUUAUUGAAUGAAAAGGAACUGAACUUACCCAAUCCUUUAAAACAAUGAGCACUAUAUGUCAGUCUAAAAAAAUCUAUACAGAAACUUCCAAAUACUGUAUGGUAAUAUCUAAGUGAGUUCAGGUGUGACAAUUGACAUAUUUUAGUUGAAAUCUUUUUUGACUACAAACUAAUGUGUGAAUAUUUGCCUAUUUCUACCAUAGUUACAGCAAGUGUUCUAAAUGCUUAAUACAGUUCAUCAAAUAAUUCUGCUGUACAUGUUAUAACUAAUGUUGUGCCUUAGAAACCAGGUAAUGUUUUACUUUAGUGAAUAUUUUGUCAAAAUCUGUAUUUCUCAAAUGGGAAAAGAUGACUAGUUUUGAAGUCAUUUCCUUUUUUAAGUAUCUUAUUUACUUUAAAUCUAGAUACCUGUAAAUGCAGCUCAUGAUAAAAUUACUCAAAAAUUGCAUAGUAUACAUGUUUAAUAUAAGACUCAAAUUAUUCCACUUAGAAAACUUGAAUGACAGUCUUAUGCAAAAGCAGGUGGAGAAAAAUUCACUUCACCUCUUAAUAUUUCAGAAAAAGUUUUAAAGUUAUCUACUAAAGUCCAAGUGAAAUGUGUUAAAAUUUGCAACAUUUUCUUAACCUUUUUGGGCAGUGAUAAAUAUUAUUUUCAAAACAGACCUUAUUCCUAUCUAGGACUUCAGUGAACAGCUUUAUAGAGCAUUUUUUUUGUAACAUGAAUGAAACUUGCUAUCUAAUUUUCUUUUUAAGUGUGCCUAGUUUCUCACUUUUAAGUGACUUAUUCUUUUUCCUCUUGAUAUUGGAAGAGGUGACCAGAAAAAUGCUACUACUACAUAAUGUGGGCAUGUGUAGAUAUACAUGUAUAUUAUUAUAGUUCCACAUCAUAAAUGAAAUCAUUAGCAUUUUUCACCUCUACUUUGAAUUACAAGGUUAAAUUGCCAGGUUAAUUACAUAGGUACUUUAAAUUUUUCAUCACCCAGCAGCAAAUUGCUGAGCCUGGAUUCAGUUAGUAAUUUUGUUGUACAAACAUGCCAUUUGGAAAAAAAUUCAAUGGGAAAAUGUUGUGAUGAUAUAUUGUACAUGUUAAUUUUUUAUCUUUAACUCUGCUCAUGAUCAUUUAGGGUUAAUGAUAAUGAAUUUUGGAAACUAUGUACUCUGACCUUAUGAGAGUACAAAUUGGUAUGUCCUAAAAUAAGAACUUAAUAAAGGAGGGAAAUCCCUUUUGUCCACUCUUAAGAACAGUGUAUUGUUUAGAUUUAAAGCCAAGUUACCUUUUUCUUUGAGUUAUGAAGUUUUAUUAUAACAUGUAUUAGAUAAUAUCCUUAAUUAAAAACAUUUCUCAUCUAUUUUCAUUGUGCUAUUGAUGUCAAGUACUGCAGAAAUAUUACUGCAGAUUCCCAGGAUGCAUAGGGAUUUCCUCUGGCUGUUUUCAGUGUUGAAGUUCCGGUUUUGUGUAAUAUUCAAGAAUGCAAUCGCUGUGCGUUUAUUUAGUCAUCCUUAAAAAUUGAUUAUCUUCUUGAUUACAGUCUAUUGAGGAUUCAAGUUGUGUUUAAUUUAUUUUGAAUCCCUAUAGUAGGACCUAGUUUAAGUGAACAGGUGAAUGACCAGAAACUUUUACAUGCUACCUAUACUCAAAAGUAUAAAAGAUUUUGUCUUUAGUUCUCAUCAGUGGGCAUAUUGAUCUUAUUAUCUGUUUGAAUUUCAUGUUUGAGUGCACAGAAACUUCUAUAUCCCAUGUAAAAUUGGCUGAAUUUUAAAAGCCAGGGUCAGGGUGGGAUAUGAUAUCAUGGAGGCCACUGAGAAUACCACAAAGUCAUUGGGGAAUUUAAGGAGAAACACUGUACUGAGAAAGAAUUCCUGGAGAUAUUGAAAUUUGUAUAUAGAGCUUAAAGCUUGAUUAAGCCUUUGAGAAGAUCCAAAAGCAUAGUAUAAAUUAAAGUCUUAAAUCCCACCUACUAUUCUAGUUAUAUUUUGGGAUGGCAGAUUCCAGUUUUAAGCCUUUGCUGCAUCGUUACAUUUAGUUGGUAUUUAUUUGGAAAGUCUGGGGUCAAGUAGAAAAGAAUACAGCAUUCUGUACACAUAGUCCAUGUUAUUUGGGCAUUCAAACCAUGGUGGUAUUUGGAUUUUACUUACCGUAGACAGAUUUGCUUUUGUCUGGUAAGAUAUAAUUCACAUCAUUAUCUAGAAUGCCAAUAAAAAAGUAUUUAUGUCUCAUAUUAAAAUGCCAAAAAAAAUUAAAAGGCCAUCCAACUUUUUAAAUCAAUUUGGAAAUGGCAAACACAGGUCAGGAAACUAUUCUUGGAUUUUCAGAAAGAUAACAUUUUUAUGCUAGGGAAGACUAGUUCCAAUAAAAAAUCAUAACACUAGGAAAAGAUUUAAAGAAUAGUUGUUUAAAGAAAAAAAUGAUACAAUGUAAUGGCUCUAUGGCUAAGUAGGUCAUAAUCACUCCUUGAAACUCUUAGCAUCUGUUUUUACUAGUUUAGAAGCUCUUCUAUUCACUGGUUCCUUAAUUUGGAUUGUGGGGGCUGAUUAUUUUUGAAAAAAAGGGUUCUUUAUACCCAGAAAAAAGUGUUUGGAUUUGGUAUUAAAAUUUUUGCAUAUUAACAGUAAGUUUAUGGAAUUCCCUAGAUCACCUGUGAAUCCUGUAGACAUCCUUAUUUCUUAAGUCCUGCUAUAAUAGUUAUACUACCCCGAGACUAGUCUGUUACAUUAAAAAAUAACUUUAGAGAAAUGUGUCCCCUUUAUACCUAAAGUAGAGUACUCUUUCUUACUAAGUAAUUUCUAGGAAAUCCUGUGUAUAAUAGUUAACUUGUGAAUUUUGUUUUCUAAAGAUGACAGAUUAAUAAAACAUUGAGAUAUUUAAUUUAUUUUGGGAAGAUAAAUUUAAUGGGCAAUGAACAUGCAUUAGAGAAAUUGAAACUGACAAAAUAUUUUAAAUAACAUUCUCUAAACCUUUACAAAAGCAUUACCCUAAGAAAAUGUUUAUAAGGUAAUUGUAUGUUGCUAACUCUGAGUUUAGAAUUUUAAAAAUAUAAACAUUUCCUCUAAAGCACCUGUAUAUGUCAGUCUUCCUCUUUAUACAACUCUCACCUCCCACCCUCUGUACCCUAUUUAUAACCUAUCUAUGUAUCCAGUUUGAAUGAAAAUAGAACAGCAGCAUUUUUAAGAACAAGACUUUUCUAGAUGUGUUCUCUGCAACCUAUUUGCCAUAUAUUUAUUAUUUGCAAUUUGUAAGUCAAUUCAAACAUUAGAUAAAAAGAAUACAUCAAUAGGGUAUUUAACUACACGUAGGUUGAGGUCAAAUAUCAAUCUUUGGGGUUAGAGUUUCAAAGAAGUUAUAUCAGAACUGUAUCAAUGUGCUAAAUCCAUUUAUCUUUAUUUUGAAUGUUUCCUAUAGUCUUUCAGUAAAGCAUUCAUAUUAAAAUUGAGUGUGAUAUUUACUGUUAUAAUGUUCUUGAAAAUAUUAAACCAGAAACUUCAGAGUUGGUUAUAUUACACAUAAAUGUUAAGAGAAUUACCAGCCUAGAAUUUGGUUCUUUAAUUUUUUGUUUCCCAUGGUGCCACAUUACAUUGUUCUUUAACAAUGAGCCAUUUACUGACUCUUCUUUGGUUAUGUUUUAGAUGACCGAACGCCUCAGUAUGGAAUUAGUUACAUUUGAAUUAUUGAAUAUACAGAUUGAAGGAAGGCCCUAUUGCCUACUACCAACUGUGUGUUACAUGUCUGACUUGUAAAAUCUGUAACUGCUUAGGAAAGCCUUUUCCCUGAAACACGUUCACACAUUUUUAUUAAUCUUUUACAUUUCUAACAAUUAAGCCUGCUAAGUUAAUACCACUUGGAAAAAUAGAUGGGAUGUUGAGGUUUGACAGUAUUAUUUAUGAAAAGGGAUAAAAUUUUGAAUAGUAUAUAAAUAUAUGUAAAAACUAAUAGCAAUUUAUUUCACUGGUUCACUUUAAUCUCUAUCCCUUCCUUUUAGUUUAUAGAUACCAGUGUGUUUUCAGCUUUAGAAAUAGUCUAAAACAUUCAAUUUCUUGCUACAUCAGAAUGUAGUAUAUCUAUGGUAUUUUCAGUUUCACCUGCUAUUGAAAUGAGACUUUUUUUAACCGAACUUGUCUUUUUUAAUUAUCACUUUAAUAUUUCUCAUGUUUGUGAAAGAUUAGAAUUUUCUUAAAAUAUACAACUUUGAUCACACUAUCCAUGCUCAGAAUUUUCAGUGGUGUUGCAUUGCUUCCCAAAAUAAAGUCUAGAUUUCAUAAUCAGUUCUUCAUCACCACCUAGAUGAUGACUACAGGUGUUUUUGUAAUAUUUGACCUUGCCAGCAUCUGACAAGUGGUAAUUAUCCUGUGCUUAAUCAGACCCCUGCUCUUUAUCAUCAAUUACUCAAAAUUGUAGAAUUUAGUUUUUGUUGUUGCAGACGACCUGAUAGUAUAGAAAGAAAAAAAAAAAA
Molecule: messenger RNA, 5798 nt
Organism: Condylura cristata (star-nosed mole)
Lineage: Eukaryota; Metazoa; Chordata; Mammalia; Eulipotyphla; Talpidae
Gene: CUNH3orf38
Product: chromosome unknown open reading frame, human C3orf38
Exons: 3
Coding region: 353-1399 (348 amino acids)
Source: RefSeq, a predicted model, not a curated record